AUGCCGCUCAUCGAGGUCAUCGCGAACGAUCGUCUAGGUCGCAAAGUGCGCGUCAAAUGCAGCCCGGAUGACACUGUAGGCGAUUUGAAGAAGCUCAUUGCCGCUCAAACCGGCACGGACCACACGAAGAUUCAGCUGAAGAAGUGGUACACGAUCUACAAGGACCAUAUAACUCUAGCGGACUACGAGAUCCAUGACGGCAUGAGCCUCGAGAUGUACUAG
Molecule: messenger RNA, 222 nt
Organism: Postia placenta MAD-698-R-SB12
Lineage: Eukaryota; Fungi; Basidiomycota; Agaricomycetes; Polyporales; Adustoporiaceae
Exons: 4
Coding region: 1-222 (73 amino acids)
Biological process (GO): protein modification process; mRNA splicing, via spliceosome
Cellular component (GO): nucleus; cytoplasm
Molecular function (GO): protein tag activity; protein binding
Source: RefSeq, a predicted model, not a curated record